AUGUCGAUCCAGUGGUCGCUGGGGACAGGCGACCAGGAUCCAAGAAAAAAAGCGACGCCGAGAUGUACUGACUACUGUGACGCUGAUGUGAGCGACGGCGACGAUGAUGGCGACAAGGACGAGGUCGAAAUGGAUGCUGCCGUGGAAUUGCGCUCCUGCCAGCCUUGCGGAAAUGCGACAGUCUGGGUCGAGACUGGGGAAGAGCUGGUCGGUGCGCGAUCGACGACAUGGGCGGUGGUCUGGCGGCGUGCUGGCGAAUGGGAGCACUCCUCCCAAGAUUGCGGUCGGCAGACGGGCUGGCGUGGGUCCUCAGGACGGGGCUGGACUGCCGGUGUUGGCCUCCAAGCUUGCGCCGCCGCCGGCUGGGGCUAG
Neoarthrinium moseri is the source of this 372-nucleotide messenger RNA. RefSeq lists its product as uncharacterized. The coding region runs from base 1 to 372 and encodes 123 amino acids. The record is from RefSeq and is a predicted model, not a curated record. Lineage: Eukaryota; Fungi; Ascomycota; Sordariomycetes; Amphisphaeriales; Apiosporaceae. The transcript has 2 exons.